AUGCCGUCAAUACCCAUACGCAUCGCCCCCUCCCCACCAACUCCACUCCCCACCGAAAACCCUCUCCCCCAAAUCCUCCAUACACCCUCCGGCUUAGCCCUCCUCGAAAUUCAAGGCACAGUCCAUUUUCCAGCACCCACCUCCUCUCAACCCUCCACUCAAAUCGGCAAACUCGUGUUUCCCCACUACAACCCAGACAUCAACGACCCGAGUGACACCAAAUGGAUGAAGCGCGUGUACAUGUAUAUCGGCAAGGGACAACGGAUGACAGGCGAGUGUAAAAAGUUGCCAAAUCCGAUUGCCGUGCUGCGUAAGAGGGUGAGGGAGGGUGGAGAGGAUGUGGAUAUGGGAGGAACAGAGGCGGAGGGUGAGGGGAAUGGGGGAAAAGAGGAGGAGCUGGAGAUUGUGGAGGUAGUAAGGUAUCGGGUUGUUUUUUCGGCCAGACCCGAACCGAUUACUGGUGUUGCUGAGGUGUCGUGA
Messenger RNA from Bipolaris oryzae ATCC 44560, 480 nucleotides. RefSeq lists its product as uncharacterized. The record is from RefSeq and is a predicted model, not a curated record. The transcript has a single exon. Bases 1 to 480 code for a protein of 159 amino acids. Lineage: Eukaryota; Fungi; Ascomycota; Dothideomycetes; Pleosporales; Pleosporaceae. Gene Ontology annotation, cellular component: Ctf18 RFC-like complex. Gene Ontology annotation, biological process: mitotic sister chromatid cohesion.